AUGAGGGUUUUCAAGAAGACCAGUGGAAACGGAGGGCUGACCCUCUACCUGGGGAAGAGAGACUAUGUGGACAACAUCAGCACAGUGGACCGAGUUGAUGGCGUUGUGAAGCUGGACACAGCAGAUUUUGGAGACAGAAAAGUGUUUGUGCAGCUGGCAUGUGCCUUCCGUUAUGGUAGUGAUGACCUGGAUGUGAUGGGCCUGUGCUUCAGGAAGGACAUCUGGAUCCAGCACGUCCAGAUCUACCCCGAGAGCCACAAGCCCACUCUGAGCGCCAUGCAUGACACCCUGCUGAAGAAGGCCGGGGACAAUGCAUACCCUUUCUCUUUUGAAAUUCAGAGCAACUUGCCAUGCUCAGUCUCUCUGCAGCCUGGACCCGAUGACAAGGGGAAGGCUUGUGGUGUCGACUUUGAGGUCAAGACUUACCUUGCCAAGGAAAAGUGCAACCCUGAUGAGAAGAUUGAAAAGAAGGACACUGCUCGCCUUAUCAUUCGUAAAAUCCAGUACGCUCCCUCUGAGGUGGGCAGCGGGCCCAAGGCUGAAAUCUGCAAAAGCUUCAUGAUGUCUGACAAGCCUGUUCAUCUAGAAGCUUCAAUGGACAAAGAUCUCUUCUUCCACGGUGAAGCAAUCCCGAUCAAAAUCAAGAUCAACAAUGAGAGCAACAAAACAGUCAAGAAAAUCAAAAUCACUGUGGACCAAACCACAGACAUUGUCCUCUACUCAGCAGACAAAUACACCAAGUCUGUUCUUAGCCAAGAGUUUGGGGAGACAGUGGAUCCCAGUAGCACCUACGAUAAUACUCUGUCCAUCACCCCCCUGCUGGCCGAGAACAAGGAGAAAAGAGGUCUGGCGCUGGAUGGACGACUGAAGGACGAGGACACUAACUUGGCCUCGACCACUAUGCUGCGGCAGGGUGUCGAAAAAGAUGUGUUGGGAAUCCUGGUUUCCUACAAGAUUAAAAUCAACCUCAUGGUGGCCGGAGGAGGCCUGCUGGGCGGCCUCACCGCCAGCGAUGUCACAGUGGAGCUGCCAUUGCUGCUCAUGCACCCCAAGCCUGAAGGAGAUGUUUUAUGUUCAGUCUACCGCCAGCAGAGGGCCACACCAACUCUGCUGAAAUGCUCCUCUCUCGCCAGCGAAGAAGACCACCACGACGACGACGACGCUGGCGUCAUCGCGCACAACGUGUAG
Xiphias gladius (swordfish) is the source of this 1188-nucleotide messenger RNA. It is a transcript of the gene arr3a, whose product is annotated as arrestin 3a, retinal (X-arrestin). The record is from RefSeq and is a predicted model, not a curated record. Bases 1 to 1188 code for a protein of 395 amino acids. Gene Ontology annotation, molecular function: G protein-coupled receptor binding. Lineage: Eukaryota; Metazoa; Chordata; Actinopteri; Istiophoriformes; Xiphiidae. The transcript has 15 exons. Gene Ontology annotation, biological process: visual perception; signal transduction; G protein-coupled receptor internalization.